AUGGAGCAAACAAGGGCAGGUUCUUGCAUCCAUAAUGGUUUGUUACAAGAACAAGUGCUGAAGUGGACACACAAUGAAGGAUCGAGCAAGCAUGCAUUUCCUCGGUUAUUGAAAGAGGACAUUCCUCGUAUUGAUCAUCGUGUGAAGGAAACUGUCAAGAGGCAGCUAAGCAAGAUGCCUAUUCAAGGCCAAAUUGGUACUAGCCCUUGCAGUGGAGGGAACAAUGGCAGGUUCAUGCAUCCAAAAUCUGUUGUUACAAGAACGAGAUGUAAAGGGAUUUCUGCCCACAAAUGCUCGAGCAGUCGUGCCUUUCCUCGGUUAUUGAAAGAAGUCAUUCCUCCUGCUGAACUUCACGUGCAAGAAAUUGUCAAGAGGCAGUCCCAGGCUAACAAUUUAGCCAAGCAAGAUUCCUGUAGAAGGCCAGAGUGCAGCCCUGUGUUUCUUGAAGAAGCAUAUAGAAGAUGCAGAAACAUCUGCAAAGAUUACGCCGGGACGUAUUAUCUAGGAAGUUUGCUAAUGACAGAGGAGCGACAGAAAGCCAUAUGGGCAAUUUAUGCUUGGGGCACUAGGAUAGAUGAAAUGGUGGAUGGCCCAAAUGCUGUCUACAUGAGUACUUCUCUUCUUGACAGCUGGGAAGAAAGACUGCAAGACAUCUUCGACGGCCACCCCUAUGAUAUGGUUGAUGCUGCACUUACUGAUACAGUUUCCAAGUUCUGUCUAGACAUUAAGCCUUUCAAGGACAUGAUUGAGGGUAUGAGAAUGGAUACCAGGAAAUGUCGGUACGAGAACUUUCAAGAGCUCUACCUUUACUGCUACUAUGUUGCUGGCACAACUGGACUAAUGACAGUUCCAAUAUUAGGAAUCAAACCUGAAUCUUCUGUUUCUGUUCAAAGCAUUUAUAAUGCAGCAGUGUACUUUGGUAUUGCAAAUCAGCUUACAAAUAUCCUUAGAGAUGUGCAGGAGGAUGCAUUGCGAGGGAGAAUUUAUCUUCCACAAGAUGAGCUUGCACAAUUUGGUUUAUCCGACAAGGAUGUUUUUGCAAGAAAGGUCACGGACAAUUGGAGAGAGAUCAUGAAAGAGCAAAUUGCUAGGGCAAGAUUCUAUUACAACCUUGCAGAGCAAGGGAUCUCGCAUCUUGACAAGGCUAGCCAUUGGCCGCUAUGGUCAUCCUUGCUGCUGUACCAACAAAUAUUGGAUUCAAUCGAAGAUAAUGAUUACGAUAACCUCACAAAGCGAGCUUAUGUUGGAAGGACCAAGAAAUUUCUACUAUUGUCCCAAGCAUACAGAAAAGCUUAA
This is a messenger RNA of Dovyalis caffra, 1296 nucleotides long. The record is from the annotation of a GenBank genome assembly. NCBI's taxonomy places the organism in Eukaryota, Viridiplantae, Streptophyta, Magnoliopsida, Malpighiales, Salicaceae.